Scheffersomyces stipitis CBS 6054 is the source of this 2053-nucleotide messenger RNA. It is a transcript of the gene CTM1, whose product is annotated as cytochrome c lysine N-methyltransferase. Bases 1 to 1677 code for a protein of 558 amino acids. The record is from RefSeq and is a predicted model, not a curated record. NCBI's taxonomy places the organism in Eukaryota, Fungi, Ascomycota, Pichiomycetes, Serinales, Debaryomycetaceae. Gene Ontology annotation, biological process: peptidyl-lysine monomethylation; peptidyl-lysine trimethylation. The transcript is spliced from 2 exons. Gene Ontology annotation, molecular function: protein-lysine N-methyltransferase activity.
AUGCUGUCCACCAUUCAGCUACCGGACGUCAAAAUCCCAGGCAUCGAGAAGAACACCACUUUGGCUGACUGGAUCGCUCGGAGAAACAUCCACUUUAAUUCUAGACUCAAUAUCGGUUCCAGUACUUUGGGAGGCAUAGGUCUCUUUUUCAAUGGAAAAGACCUUGAGAUUCCGGAACAUGAGGAAGAUUUGGAAAUCUUGCGUAUCCCCAAUGGCGUAGCUUUAGACUAUAUGAACUUGCUCGGACUUUUGCACAGUUUGAAACUCAGAGAUAAAAACUACGACGACAUCCCAAUAAAGGAAUCGGACUUGAUUGUCAAUAUUCUAAACGGCUUGGAGCCGAGUACUGAGACCCAGGUGCUCUGUUGCUAUAUAACAUCGUUAACGAUCUUGAGAGAGUUGAGGAAGGGCCGGAAGCUUCGCUACUACAAGACUUCCCCCUUAAUAGGAUACGAUGUCUAUUUAGAUAUACUUCUCGGAACAUGGACUUUAGAUUUUCCCAAGGAACCGAAUCAGGACGACGAUGAGUUCAUCUUGUCAUAUAUAAAGGCCUCACGCAAUGUCCAGUUUGAGUAUGAUUCGUUGAUAGAGCAGUUGAAUGUCUUAUAUAGCGAUUCCAAAAUCAAAUUUGAUGAGAUCUUCCUGUUCGAAACUUUUUUCAAGAUUACUCAAGCUGUGAAGUCUAGAACUUUGGAAAUUCCGCAUGAUGCUGACGGAGAAAGCAGAUCCAUGAGAUCAAGAAACUCAAUUUCCAACGUCAAUGGACACGAUUUCUACAUCAACGUCACGUUGGUGCCGAUCUUGGAUUUUGCCAAUCAUUCUCACGACAACAACUCGUACUUUGACGUAGAAAGGAAAACAGGAGACAUUUUGCUCAGGCUAAGAAAGGAUGGAGUCCAAAAUGUAGAGAGGUUCGAAAUCACUAUCAAUUAUUCCCCUAUAGAAAGUAUCCAGAACUUCAUCCAGACAUAUGGCUUUAUUCCGCUGUUAACUCAUUGCGAGCAUGUUCAUUAUCAGCUUUUUGAGUUGAAGUUCUCUGAAAUUGAUGACUAUAUUGAAAACGGAACGUUGAUGUGCAAAUGGUUGCGGACUCUACCACAGAUCCAGAUCGUUUCAGGCAGCGAUGGCGAAGUGUAUCUCAAUUUCUUCAACAACAACUUCCCGUUCUUAUUUAUAGAAGGGCUUGAAUACAACAGGGACUGGAAUAGCGAGGCUGUGGAGAACUUCAGAGAAUUCAACAUGGUAGACAACUCUGAAGACAUUGACGAUGAUGAGAUAGUAACCAUUCUUGAGUUCCAACAACAGAGAUACGACGUGAUCAACGGUGUGCAAGCUAUUGGAUUGAAGUACAAGGGAAAAGCUAUUAAAGACUUGAGUACAAUCUUGGAACAUACUGGCUAUGGCGACGUUGAAGAUUUUGAAAAGCUCGUCCAUUCUACAAUCGAGUUUGUCAUCAAGUAUGCCGAAGAUGCCAUCAAACAAACCCCAAGAACAGAAUCUCGUAACAACUUCGACGACGUUGUUAACGAAUACAACAGACUCAAAAUAAGGUAUCUAACGUUGCUUAUAGAGAAGUUUAAAAAAGACCCUAGACUGUUGAUCUUGCCUGGCGAUAUAGCUGACGAAGAAUGGGAGCUUAAUUACCGGUCCGUUCCAAGAGAACUACCUCUUGAAUAGAAAAGCUAGGCUGAUCGAACAAGAGUGAGAUUAGUGUAGUAAGUAUACAAAUUCUAGUACGAGUCUAACAUUUUAAUUCUCCGAAUCCAUAUUACUCUGCAGCAGUAGUCAUCUAAAUGCAUAUGCGCAUUCCUGAUACUGGAAGUCUUAGAAACAAUUUCUAGCAAACAGCAAAUACGGCUGGAAUAGUCACCAAUAGUUACGGUGCUUUUUGCUACUCACCUCUGUCUAUACAGUCACCAUAUUUAUCUAAUCCAUCAGAUCAUGUUCCCAUCGAGAGAGAUGCAUAAGGAACAACUUUUUGAAAAAGAAAUAAAUGACUCAAACAGAAGCAAUAAAUGACCGGCCUGGAAGUUUCCAGAAACACGGCUACUAA